Molecule: messenger RNA, 1837 nt
Organism: Magallana angulata
Lineage: Eukaryota; Metazoa; Mollusca; Bivalvia; Ostreida; Ostreidae
Product: growth hormone secretagogue receptor type 1-like
Exons: 2
Coding region: 448-1503 (351 amino acids)
Biological process (GO): G protein-coupled receptor signaling pathway
Cellular component (GO): plasma membrane
Molecular function (GO): G protein-coupled receptor activity
Source: RefSeq, a predicted model, not a curated record
GAACCCAUCACUUCUGUUGACUGUACCACUGUUUUAAGUUGGUGGCAAUUUUCUGCACGCACUUUAAUAACAGUAGCAUGAAAAUGUAAAGCUCAGUACAAUGUAACAGAGAUAAAAGAAAAUAUUUCAAAUGGCAAAUACCUGAAAUACAAUCGAUCCACUCACAAUUGGCUAGCGACAGCCCUCGUAUUACGAUAUGAUGCUUUUUAUUGGUCCAACAAGACAAAACGCAGAUUGAAAGGUUCUGGGUAUGUUAAUUGUCACUAUCAGCACCGGGAUCGAGGCAGCUAGUGGUGAUUGUCAGAUUAUCCGAUACGAAGGGGUUGUCGAGGCUUCCCUCUCAGUCUCUUUUUUAAGACUUAAAUUCCUAGCAGAUCUGAUCAUAGUAGUCAAUUGUCGCAUCAAUGAGAUACUAGCAGUACACCGAGUCGCCGUGUUCCUGUAGAAAUGAUACCCGUGAACGACUCCCUGAACGAUUCCCUGGGGGUCCCCCCUGUGAUGCCCGAGCCCCCCAUCUAUAUCCUGGUCCUGGCCAGUCUCUUCUUCUCCCUGACCUUCAUUGUGGGAUUUUUCGGCAACAUUUUCGUCAUGACCAUCGUGUUUGGUUUCAAGCGCAUGCAGAGCCGGAUGAACUUUUUCUUCGUGAACCUCUCUGUGACCGACAUGCUUAUUUUACUGGUGUGUAUGCCCUCAGCAAUGGUCGACCUUUUCGCCAAGGAAGUAUGGUACUUCGGGGAGUUUAUGUGUAAGAUGGUGCAUUACACAGAAAACGUGGUCACCCUGGCUUCUGUGAUGACGAUACUGUCGAUAACUACAGACCGCUACAGGGGGAUAUGUUACCCCAUGAUGUCCAAGGGCCACUGGACCAAUGUCCGUGUUUCGGUGGUGGUUUCCGUCAUCUGGACCUUAGCCGUUCUCUCUAGUCUGCCCACCUUCUUUUUCCCUGUGUUCAAAGACUCUACGUGGCUAGACGGUACUCCAGUGAAAGUCUGCAGAAUUCCUAUUGACAGGCAAUGGAAAGUGGGGUAUCUACUGAGUGUUUUCACUUUUUUCUUUGUCAUUCCAUUUUUUGUCCUUUCCGGUCUAAUAAUAUGUAUGGGCCGUGAAUUACUGUGGCAUCGCGAUCUUCAGGAAGGAAGGGCGGACAAAGAAGCCAGGUACACACUACAGAAAAGACGCCGGGUCGUGUUCAUGCUUACUCUUGUUGUGGUAGCCUUCUUUCUGUGUCUCCUGCCGCAAAGAAUUGUGGGACUGUGGAUUAUUUACACAGCGCGGAGUAAUCUGGAGUCUCUUGGCCUGGAGGGUUACCUCAAUCUGGUAACGUUUACACGGGUCAUGGUGUACAUCAACAGUGCUCUGAACCCCGUCAUCUAUAACUGUAUGUCGACCAAGUUCCGAGGAGCUGUCAAAGACCUGUUUCACAGGAGACGUCAGUAUAAUCACGUGAUCAUUACACGGGCACUGACUCUGACGACAGUUCCUUCGUCAUCCGGUUCUUGUUAAGAUGUGUUCUUACAUCAUAAGUGUUUACAUAUACUUGUAUCAGUUUUUAGAACACUUCCAUUGAUAGACAUUUUAUUUAUGAACUUUUAAAGCAAUAAUACCUAUGAUAUUUUCAACAAAACUUUGACUGCUGACACUGUCUUACAAAAUCAAAGGUUCCAUCUUUUAUUGAACAUUUAAGGAGUUUGACAUCAAAUCAGUUGUAACUACGACUGCGAAAAUUAUGAUCAAAUUACAGUUAGCAAUAUGCAUUUUUUUGUUAUCUUUGGUAGCCUCUUUGUAUAAAUCAACUGAUCAUCAAUGUAUUGUAAAUUCUUUUAUAAAUAUAGUUUUU